AGGUGUAAGAUGGUACGACUACCCGAUGGCACCAUGUUGCAGACCGUCCCAAAACUCUUCUCUCCCCCUGCCGUCUUCGCUGGAAAAAAUCCUGGCCAUAACAUAAUAUGCAGAAUCCCGGAUUGUGGCAAAAACCUCUGUAAAAACGGCUGGUGUGAGGAGACUAUGGGAGGCUACAACUGUACCUGCUCAAGUGGGUUUCAAGGGAGACACUGCGAUGAAAUGAUCAUAGAGUCAACGAAGGAAGCAACGAAUAAGCCUACGACGAACCCUACGACUACGAUGACGGAACGCUCAGACACAACGACUUCCCAAACCAUCACUACCUUUGCGUGUGUAUCGAACCCCUGUCAACAUGGAGGAACCUGUGAGGAAACGGGUGAGGGAUUUAACUGCACUUGCCUGGAUAGCUACCGUGGAGACAGAUGCGAAUACGGCUCGUUUCAAUAA
Molecule: messenger RNA, 450 nt
Organism: Strongylocentrotus purpuratus (purple sea urchin)
Lineage: Eukaryota; Metazoa; Echinodermata; Echinoidea; Camarodonta; Strongylocentrotidae
Product: protein crumbs homolog 1-like
Exons: 5
Coding region: 10-450 (146 amino acids)
Biological process (GO): establishment or maintenance of epithelial cell apical/basal polarity; heterophilic cell-cell adhesion
Cellular component (GO): plasma membrane; protein-containing complex
Molecular function (GO): calcium ion binding
Source: RefSeq, a predicted model, not a curated record